AUUACCAAACUAUUUUCAAAUUCUGGUAUAAAUUCUGAACUUAAAAGGGUAUCAUGUAAAUAGCUGAACUAUUAAUUUAAUCUAAUUUUGUAACUCCGGUCAUUUGCCGAUUGAAAAUUAGUGACGUGGAUGACUGGAAAUCCUACCUGGAUUCACCGGACAAACAUUUAAACACAGUCGUUUAAAUUACUGUCUAUACGUCGUCGUUUGGGCUGAAGACUGAAUUUUUUAUAAAUUAGAACCUUAAAACCUAAUUCCACAUUUCCACAUUUGUUGCCCUAAAUUAAUUCGACGCAACCAUGAGCAAAUGGUGGAAUAGCGAGACCGGAGAAUCCUUUUCGAGCUCAAGCUCGUCUGAGUUGGGGUUCAACUCACCAUACAAUUCGCGUUCGGGUAGCUCCGCUGGGCUGCCCAAACUAUGCAAACACGGCAUUGCGUCGUUGAGAACUUCUCACACCCCUCUCAACCCUAUGCGGCGAUUCUACUGCUGCAGCCGUCGAGGGUCUGCCGAAGAUUGUGGGUUAUGGGAGUGGGUUGAUCCAGAAUUGAAUGACCACUACAAAGAGUGCAUAUCCAAACUUCGGAAUGAUAUGGCUAGAGCUGAGGAGUUGCGGGAUCAAGCGACAAUGGCGGCUACUUUGAGCAGUCAAAGGUUGGAAUCAAGAUUGGCUGUAAUGAAUUCAGCUGUCGUUGAGCUUGAUCUAUUAAAGGCAAGGAAUGAGACACUGGAAGGAAUUGUACGUGGUCUGUUGUUCAAGAUUCGGACAACCAAAUGGGUUCUUUGCGUUGUGGCCUUGUUGUUUGCUUUGUUGUGGGUUCUGAAGUAAGGUAGUUCAGUUG
Molecule: messenger RNA, 840 nt
Organism: Salvia miltiorrhiza (redroot sage)
Lineage: Eukaryota; Viridiplantae; Streptophyta; Magnoliopsida; Lamiales; Lamiaceae
Exons: 2
Coding region: 300-827 (175 amino acids)
Molecular function (GO): zinc ion binding
Source: RefSeq, a predicted model, not a curated record